CCGCGGCCAGCGCUGGACUGGGGGUCCGCUUCGUUCCAGGGCUUUUUGCAGACGCCUGGACCGGGCCCACAUGCACCUGGGCUGCUCCCGCCCGGGGCGCCACCACUCGCGCGGCCAAGAGAACUUUCCCCGGAGCCUCCGCGGCCUGGCGCGCCCAGGGCACACCCCCCGCUCGCCCGUCCGCCGCGUUCCCAGCUGGGGCGUCGCUCCUCCGCCCGCAGGUCCCCGCCUCCCCGCUUUGCUGAAUGUCCUGAAGAAGCCGUGUUCCGCCACCGCGGCAGGCAUUCCCGGAGGGAGAGCUUGAACUUGGCUACACACGGCCACCCGUAAUGAGCUCGGGGGUCCCCGGACGGGAGCCACACCCCGCGACGAGCUGACCUCCCCUCGCUGGUCUGGGUAAGGAGCCUGCUGCCCUUUCCGCCUCUCUUCCGGCUCCUCGGCGCCUGCGGCUGGGGGACGGGGUAGCGGACGGAGCGACGACCUUCGCCUCUGCCCCUGCGCCCAUGGUCGGGGCGUCGUGGGUGCUCCUCACACAAAAGAAAAGCCGAGCGCUCCAUACUCGGCGGACCUGACCCGGGGCUGCGGGGCGGGGUCGCGGCUGGAAGUGCGCGCCCGCGGGGGACUCCGCAGGCCGAUCGGAGGCCGGGACGUCGGGGCCGCGCUCAAAUCCGUGCGGCAGGAGGGAGCUGCAGCGCUUCCAGGGUUUUCCAAGGCCGAGGAGAGCCUCGAAUUCCCAUCACUCCCUUUUCUGGUCUCUUGCCCCCAUUGCCAGGAGACUUUUGUCGUCCCCAGGACUGCGGGAGGGGCCCCGCGCCCCCGCCUUCGGAGGAGCUCGAGCCGCAGGAUGCGCGGGGACGCGCCACCGCCCUCCGCGCCCAGUUCCGCCGGCGCUUCCCCGGCGGCUCCCGGGCGCUGACUCUCCCGGGCUUUUCCGCCUUUCUCGCUCCCGCCCCGCCGGGCGGUUCGGCGGCCGGUCCCCGGACCCCGCCGGGAGCUGCUCCUCUCACCCUCGCCACGGCGCGGACAAUAAAUUAAUGCAUCGCGCUUGAGUGGAGGGGGCGGCUGGGCGCCUCGGUGGUAGCUUUCUCUCCUGGCUGGAGACGACCACAACCGACAUGGGCUGUUUCUGCGCUGUUCCGGAAGAAUUUUACUGCGAAGUUUUGCUCCUGGAUGAAUCCAAGUUAACCCUUACCACCCAGCAGCAGGGUAUCAAGAAGUCAACGAAAGGUUCCGUUGUCCUUGACCACGUAUUCCAUCAUGUAAACCUUGUGGAGAUAGAUUAUUUUGGGCUACGUUACUGUGACAGAAGCCAUCAGACGUAUUGGCUGGAUCCUGCAAAAACCCUUGCUGAACACAAAGAACUGAUCAACACUGGACCUCCAUAUACUUUGUAUUUUGGUAUUAAAUUCUAUGCUGAAGAUCCAUGUAAACUUAAAGAAGAAAUAACCAGAUAUCAGUUUUUCUUGCAGGUGAAGCAAGAUGUCCUUCAGGGCCGUCUGCCCUGUCCCGUCAACAUUGCUGCUCAGCUGGGAGCGUAUGCCAUCCAGUCGGAGCUUGGAGAUUAUGACCCAUAUAAACAUACUGCAGGAUAUGUAUCUGAGUACCGGUUUGUUCCUGAUCAGAAGGAAGAACUUGAAGAAGCCAUAGAAAGGAUUCAUAAAACUCUAAUGGGUCAGGUUCCUUCUGAGGCUGAGCUGAAUUACUUGAGGACUGCCAAAUCCCUGGAGAUGUAUGGCGUUGACCUCCAUCCCGUCUAUGGAGAAAACAAGUCUGAGUAUUUCUUAGGAUUAACUCCGGUUGGUGUUGUUGUCUACAAGAAUAAAAAGCAAGUGGGGAAGUAUUUCUGGCCUCGGAUUACAAAGGUUCACUUCAAGGAGACUCAAUUUGAACUCAGAGUACUGGGAAAAGAUUGUAACGAAACCUCAUUCUUUUUUGAAGCUCGGAGUAAAACUGCUUGCAAGCACCUCUGGAAGUGCAGUGUGGAACAUCAUACAUUUUUUAGAAUGCCAGAAAAUGAAUCUAAUUCCCUGUCAAGAAAACUCAGCAAGUUUGGAUCCAUACGUUAUAAGCACCGCUACAGUGGCAGGACAGCUUUGCAAAUGAGCCGAGAUCUUUCUAUUCAGCUUCCCCGGCCUGAUCAGAAUGUGACAAGAAGUCGAAGCAAGACUUACCCUAAGCGAAUAGCACAAACACAGCCAGCUGAAUCAAACAGCAUCAGUAGGAUAACUGCAAUCAUGGAAAAUGGAGAAAAUGAAGGAACAACUAAAAUUAUUGCACCUUCACCAGUAAAAAGCUUUAAGAAAGCAAAGAAUGAAAAUAGCCCUGAUACCCAAAGAAGCAAAUCUCAUGCACCGUGGGAAGAAAAUGGCCCCCAGAGUGGACUCUACAAUUCUCCCAGUGACCGCACUAAGUCGCCAAAGUUCCCUUACACGCGUCGCCGAAACCCCUCCUGUGGAAGUGACAAUGAUUCUGUACAGCCUGUGAGGAGGAGGAAAGCCCAUAACAGUGGUGAAGAUUCAGAUCUUAAGCAAAGGAGGAGGUCACGUUCACGCUGUAACACCAGCAGUGGUAGUGAAUCAGAAAAUUCUAAUAGAGAACACCGGAAAAAGAGAAACAGAAUACGGCAGGAGAAUGAUAUGGUUGAUUCAGCGCCUCAGUGGGAAGCUGUAUUAAGGAGACAAAAGGAAAAAAACCAAGCCGACCCCAACAACAGGCGAUCCAGACACAGAUCUCGUUCGAGAAGCCCCGAUAUCCAAGCAAAAGAAGAGUUAUGGAAGCAUAUUCAAAAAGAACUUGUGGAUCCAUCCGGAUUGUCCGAAGAACAAUUAAAAGAGAUUCCGUACACUAAAAUAGAGACACAAGGUGACCCAAUCCGCAUCAGGCAUUCUCAUUCGCCACGAAGUUACCGCCAGUAUCGCAGGUCCCAGUGUUCAGAUGGGGAGCGAUCAGUUCUCUCGGAAGUGAAUUCAAAAACAGAUCUUGUACCACCACUUCCGGUGACCCGUUCUUCGGAUGCUCAGGGCUCUGGGGACGCUACAGUUCAUCAGAGAAGAAAUGGGUCUAAAGAUAGCCUGAUGGAAGAAAAACCUCAGACAUCUACAAACAACCUGGCUGGAAAACACACAGCAAAAACAAUAAAAACUGUACAAGCUUCCCGCCUCAAGACAGAAACUUGAUCCUGAUGAAGGGUCAAGGGUAGGGGUGGGAAGGUUGUGUGCGCCACUGGUACUUUUGAAACUGUGAAAUAGGUAUCUUAAUUCAAAUCUCAGACCUGCAAGUAUUUCUUCAGCAUGAGAAAAUACAUUAUCUUUUGCUUUUUUUUUUUUUUUUUUGAGAUGUUAUCACUCUGUCGCCCACGCUGGAGUGCAGCGGCACCAUGUCAGCUCACCACAACCUCCACUUACUGGGUUAAGCGAUUCUCCUGUCUCCUGUCUCAGGCUACCGAGCAGCUGGGAUUACAGGCGUGCACCACAACACCUGGCUAAUUCUUUUUGUAUUUUUAGUAGAGACAGGGCUUUGCCAUGUUGGAGGCUGGUCUCGAACUCCUGACCUCAAGUGAUCUGCCUGCCUCAGCCUCCCAAAGUGCUGGGAUUAUAGGCAUGGUUUAACUACAGCACAGUUGUGCUGAAGGACCUUUUUGUUUUAACUGGAAGAAUAAGUAUUUUGUAAAAAUUCACUUGAUACCACAUUUUCAUUUCUGGAACAGGAUAGCAAUCAUUCAUUUCUAUCUUGUGUCUGUGUCCACCACAACCAAGACCAGAUGCAUCUGAUGAACAUUCUGGAAUUCUGAACUGCAGCUAGCCUGCUGUGCAAUAGUACAAGUGGGAGGACGUCUUCCCAGGGCUGGGCUGGUUCUCAACUAGUGCCCAGAUGCGAAAGGACUGAGGCAUCACUUUCAGACUGCAUAUAUUUUUAUUCAUAUAAAAUUCUUUAUAAUACUGUAUUUUGUGGUGUUAAGUUCCACCAGUUAUUUACAAAUGAUGUAAAAAGCUUUAAGUGUUGUUAAUUUCUAAAGUGUUCUUGUGUUUUCAGAAGUCUAAGUGGAUCUCAGUUGAUCUGUCACCCCAGACCUCAAAUGAUCCAUCCACCCUGCUUGGCCAUCUAAUUCACCUGCUCUCCCCAGUGACUAUUUUGGACCUUUCCUCUCCAUAGAUGACUUUGCAAUCUACAGGGAAAAUACUUAUGCAGGACAUCUUAUAUCUACCCCUUACCACGUACAGUUCUCUCCACAGCUGCCAGCAGCCCUAACCUUUUUGUCUCUCCACCUGUGCUUUGGAUGCUCUUCUCCCAGCCUUUUCAGGAUCUUUGUCUGUCCUUCUCCUAUAUUAAUGUAUUCAAUUAUUCUCUCAGCUAGAUCCUUGCUACUUGGUUUUAAAUUUAAGACCAAGAUUAAAGAAAACUAUCUUUCACAACCACAAACCCCCUCCCCCCAAGCAACUAAGAGUUUCCUCUCAUUCUCAGCCAAUUUUCUUGCAAGCAGUAUCUUUAGUCAUUGCCCUCAAUUCAUCUAAUCCCUAUCUUAAGCUAUCUCUAACAUGGAUCUUUCCCUCUACUCCACUAAUAUCCAUCACUGUGUUACUUAAUCCCAGGGAGAAUUUUUUGGACAUUCUUUUGCUUCUUUAAUAUAAUCCUAUUUUGCUCCUACCACUGACCAUCCUUUCUGGCUUAUCAUGCUUUACCUUGCCAUUAAUUAGUGGAGUUUCUCAAACUUCAGACCCUAGGCCCUCUUCCUCUACCACCAGCAGAUCUCAUUUAUACCCAUGGCCUUAAGGUUUAUUUCUGUAGUUUAGACUACUGAGUAAUGUGCUACUGCAAAAAGACCACUUGGAUUUCUCAAAGUAAUUUAAAAAUUCAACUGUUUAAAUGCUGCUCCCCAGCUGAAUCUAGGGUCAUUAUGCUCAUCAGUGUGCAAGCUGGACACCUAGCAGUUAUGGACACCUCCACUAUUACCACGUCUAGUUGGCUCUGUCAUCCAACUAUAAACGAUCUUAUUUCACUAAUUUUACUAGUCCAAGCUGGUCUCUUGUCUAGACAACAAUAAGCAACCUAGUUCAACUACCUUUUCUUGCAAAUCUGAUUUUCCACCAUGGAUUUAUCUUGCUUUAAUAAAGCCAGAGGGAGCCUGAAGUGGUCUGGCUUCUUUACCUACCUCUUCAGCCUCAUUUUGUAACACUCCCACCUCCCAUAAUGGCCAUCUUACAAGUCUCAGUAAGGACUCAGUUCUAAAACAGGGCACUGAAGAGGGAAAGCAGCCAAAACUGUCUCAAAAGUAAGUGGACUAACGGUAUCUUUUUUCUAGCCCAAGCCUCUGUAUAUGUCAUUCCCUCAGUUUUGCCUUGUGAAAAAUAUGACACAUACCUUUAGUCUCAACUCUUUCUCAGGUUUCCCUAAGAAAAUCCUAUCAUGGAACUCACAGUGAAGUUUUACAUUUGUGAUGACAUUCCCUCCACUCAUCUAUGUUUCCAAAGGGAAGAACUGUGUUGUGCUCAUCAUCGUGUUCUCAGCUCCUAGUACAGUGCUUUCAAUAAAUUUUUUGAAUACCUCUA
Messenger RNA from Gorilla gorilla gorilla (western lowland gorilla), 5546 nucleotides. RefSeq names its product erythrocyte membrane protein band 4.1 like 4A (gene EPB41L4A). Gene Ontology annotation, biological process: actomyosin structure organization. The transcript has 23 exons. Lineage: Eukaryota; Metazoa; Chordata; Mammalia; Primates; Hominidae. Gene Ontology annotation, molecular function: cytoskeletal protein binding. Bases 1116 to 3176 code for a protein of 686 amino acids. The record is from RefSeq and is a predicted model, not a curated record. Gene Ontology annotation, cellular component: cytoskeleton.